This is a messenger RNA of Acomys russatus (golden spiny mouse), 711 nucleotides long. It is a transcript of the gene Cggbp1, whose product is annotated as CGG triplet repeat binding protein 1. Gene Ontology annotation, cellular component: nucleus. Gene Ontology annotation, biological process: regulation of transcription by RNA polymerase II. The coding region runs from base 36 to 539 and encodes 167 amino acids. NCBI's taxonomy places the organism in Eukaryota, Metazoa, Chordata, Mammalia, Rodentia, Muridae. The record is from RefSeq and is a predicted model, not a curated record. The transcript has a single exon. Gene Ontology annotation, molecular function: double-stranded DNA binding.
UCUCUUGUCUUAGAAGAACAUUAUUCAGAGUCACAAUGGAACGAUUCGUUGUAACAGCACCACCUGCGCGGAAUCGGUCUAAGACCGCAUUGUAUGUGACCCCUCUGGAUCGCGUCACUGAGUUUGGCGGUGAGCUUCAUGAGGAUGGAGGAAAACUCUUCUGCACUUCCUGCAAUGUGGUGUUGAACCAUGUCCGCAAGUCUGCCAUUAGUGACCACCUCAAGUCAAAGACUCACACGAAGAGGAAGGCAGAGUUUGAAGAGCAGAAUGUGAGAAAGAAGCAGAGGCCCCUGACCGCAUCCCUUCAGUGCAACAGUGCUGCGCAGACAGAGAAAGGCAGUGUCAUCCAGGACUUUGUGAAAAUGUGCCUGGAAGCCAACAUCCCCCUGGAGAAAGCUGAUCAUCCAGCAGUCCGAGCGUUCCUGUCUCGACACGUGAAGAACGGAGGAUCCAUACCUAAGUCAGACCAGCUGAGGAGAGCGUAUCUGCCUGAUGGAUAUGAGAAUGAAAAUCAGCUCCUCAACUCACAAGAUUGUUGACAAGGCAGUUAUGACCGUUGUGAUCAAGAUAAAUAAUGUGGAGUAUUAAAGUUAUGUGUUGAUUGUGUGGUUCAUUUUUAUAUUUAUUUCAUUUAAAAUCAUGUGAUACAGAAUAGUUUUGCAAUGUGUAUAUAGUUGCAGGCAAAAGGAAAAAAAAAACCUCACUGCAAAA